UUCCAAAAUGCACUUCUUUCUCAACAUCCUCGCCUUCGCCUCCAUUGGCAUAUUUGUCAACGGAGAAGAGUGGUGUAUGUCACAAUUUAUGACAGGUUGGCAAUACGCAGACAGACGUCGUCCAUUUCAAUCUGGAAAAGCUUCUAGUGUGACUGAAUGUAUGAACAGAUGUUUGAACAAUCCUAUAUGCUUGUCCUCCGAAUUCCUCUACAACAAUGGGGAUUGCCACAGCUAUGCUACAUUCAGUAUAAAAACCCAUGUUUUGGUGCCUAACACAUAUUAUAACAAACCAUUGGAAAAUAAGUGGAGUGACGUCAAAUCCGAUGUGGCUUUUAAGGCACCCAAGAAAAAUGGAGUUUGUGGACCGGAUCAAGUCCAAAACGGUGACACCGUAACACAGCCAAAUGGAAAGAAGUACUCGCUCUACCGACAAGGGUGGACAUUUGAAAUGAAAGAGGUGUAAUACAUGAUUCAAGAUUAAUAAAGUGUUCAUUCAGCAAUAUUAAUAUUGUGU
Caenorhabditis elegans is the source of this 514-nucleotide messenger RNA. RefSeq names its product Apple domain-containing protein (gene Y6G8.15). Lineage: Eukaryota; Metazoa; Nematoda; Chromadorea; Rhabditida; Rhabditidae. The coding region runs from base 8 to 463 and encodes 151 amino acids. The record is from RefSeq and is marked reviewed. The transcript is spliced from 2 exons.